Messenger RNA from Stegostoma tigrinum, 4656 nucleotides. Its product is annotated as E3 ubiquitin-protein ligase MYCBP2-like. NCBI's taxonomy places the organism in Eukaryota, Metazoa, Chordata, Chondrichthyes, Orectolobiformes, Stegostomatidae. The record is from RefSeq and is a predicted model, not a curated record. Bases 16 to 3537 code for a protein of 1173 amino acids. The transcript is spliced from 23 exons. Gene Ontology annotation, cellular component: nucleus.
UUUACUUACAUCCAAAUGCUAUCAAAUUUUCUUCUUCAAAUAGAAGUGGGAUCAUCCCUCCUUCGGCAUCCUUCCCCGGAGCUAUCUCGUCUAAUCUCAGCUCACAGUUCUCUGCCCAAAGGAGAACGAAAUUUCCAAUGGCCUGUUCUAGCAUUUGUAAUACAGCACCAUGAUCUGGAAGGACUGGAAAUGGCAAUGAGGCACGCUCUAAGGAAAUCUGCUUGCAGAGUAUAUGCUAUGGAGUCUUUUAACUGGCUGUUGUGCAGUGUAAUUCAGACAACUGCACUCCAUGAUAUUCUGUGGCAUUUUGUGGCAUCCCUGACUCCUGCUCCUUUGGAAUCUGAGGAUGAAGAAGCUGAUGAUAACAAGAUGAACAAAGAGAAUAUAGAACAGGAAAGAGAUACUGGUGUGUGUGAACACCCGCUCUCUGACAUUGUAAUCGCUGGAGAAGCUGCUCAUCCUUUACCUGAAACGUUUCAUCGGCUGUUGCAAACUAUUUCAGACUUGAUGAUGUCCCUACCCAGUGGCAGCUCACUGCAACAAAUGGCUUUACGGUGCUGGAGUCUGAAAUUCAAGCAAUCUGAUCAUCAGUUCCUUCAUCAGAGCAAUGUUUUCCACCACAUCAAUAAUAUUCUUUCUAAAUCUGAUGAUGGAGACAGUGAAGAAAGCUUUAACAUCAGUGUGCAGUCUGGCUAUGAAGCCUUGAAUCAGCAGGAGUCAUGUACAGUAACAUCCUUGAAAGACCUCACUGGGAUUGUUGAUAUUAAGACAUCCAGCAGACCAGCUAUGAUUGGUAGUCUGACAGAUGGAUCAACAGAAACUUUCUGGGAGUCAGGAGAUGAAGACAAAAAUAAAACCAAGAGCAUAACUAUAAACUGUGUUAAAGGAAUUUGUGCUCGCUAUGUGUCUGUUCAUGUAGACAACUCUCGAGAUUUGGGGAACAAGGUAUCUUCAAUGACUUUCUUUUCUGGAAAAGCAACUGAAGACCUAAGCAGAAUUAAACAAACUGACAUGGAUUCCAGGCACAUGGGAUGGGUAACCAGUCAACUUCCUGGUGGAGGCAAUCAUAUUAUUAAAAUAGAGCUCAAAGGUCCUGAGAACACACUAAGAGUCCGACAAGUCAAGGUUUUAGGAUGGAAAGAAAAUGAAAGUAUUAAAAUUGGUGGACAGAUUUCAGCAAGUGUUGCUCAGCAGAAGAACUGUGAAGGAGAAACCCUAAGAGUUUUCCGACUUAUUACAUCUCAGGUGUUUGGCAAAUUGAUUUGUGGUGAUGCUGAGCCCACACCUGAACAAGAAGACAAAACUAUUUUGUCUUCACCAGAGGGUGAAGAAAAGGCAUCUGAUGCUGAUUUGAAGGAACACAUGGUUGGAAUCAUAUUUAGCAGAAGCAAGCUGACCAAUCUUCAGAAACAGGUAUGUGCACAUAUAGUUCAAGCCAUACGCAUGGAAGCCACCCGUGUACGAGAAGAAUGGGAACACGCCAUAUCCAGCAAGGAAAAUGCAAAUUCUCAACCAAAUGAUGAGGAUGCUUCUUCAGAUGCGUACUGUUUUGAACUGCUGUCCAUGGUGCUUGCUCUAAGUGGUUCCAAUGUUGGAAGACAAUAUUUGGCCCAGCAGCUCACGUUAUUGCAAGACCUGUUCUCUUUGCUGCAUACUGCUUCACCCAGGGUACAAAGACAGGUGACAUCUUUGCUGCGCCGUGUGCUACCAGAAGUGACGCCAGUGCGUCUUGCCAGUAUAAUAGGUGUGAAAUCUCUUCCACCAGCUGACAUCAGCGAUAUCAUUCAUUCCACAGAGAAAGGAGACUGGAAUAAGUUAGGAAUUUUGGACAUGUUUUUGGGAUGCAUUUCCAAAGCGCUCACUGUACAGCUAAAAGCCAAAGGGUGUAAUUUUCCUGGCACAGUUGCUGGGAAGGGUGUAACCACAGUUACGUUACCAUCAGUCUUCAACUCUGGCUCCAUUCGACGAGGUGAAAGCCACUGGUGGAUGAAAGGCUCCACACCCCCGCAAAUUUCAGAAAUAAUAAUUAAACUAAUAAAGGACAUGGCCGCUGGACAUCUAUCAGAAGCCUGGUCACGUGUCACAAAAAAUGCAAUUGCUGAAACAAUUAUUGCCCUAACAAAAAUGGAAGAAGAAUACAGAGUGCCUAUCCAAUGUACCACAACAACGAGGUUGUGGCUAGCUCUGGCUUCACUGUGUGUGCUAGAUCAAGACCAUGUUGAUAGGCUUUCCUCUGGUAGAUGGAUGGGAAAGGAUGGCCAGCAAAAACAAAUGCCCAUGUGUGACAACCAUGAUGAUGGUGAGACUCCAGCAAUUAUUCACUGCAAUGUGUGUGGGAAUCUUUGCACAGAUUGUGACCGUUUUCUCCACCUUCACAGAAGGACAAGAACACAUCAAAGACAGGUAUUUAAAGAAGAGGAAGAAGCAAUCAAAGUUGACCUUCAUGAAGGUUGUGGAAGAACCAAGCUCUUUUGGCUUAUGGCACUUGCAGACUCAAAAACCAUGAAAGCAAUGGUAGAGUUCAGGGAGCACACGGGCAAACCUGCGUCAAGCAGCACUGAAGCAUGUCGCUUCUGUGGGUCAAGAAACGGAACAGAGUUGUCAGCAGUGGGCAGUGUGUGCUCUGAUACAGAUUGCCAAGAAUAUGCUAAGACUGCCUGUGGAAAAACCCAUUCCUGUGGUCAUCCCUGUGGUGGAGUUAAAGGCGAAGAACAUUGUUUACCUUGUUUACAUGGAUGUGACAAAAACGCAAUAUGUCUUAAACAAGAUGCUGAUGAUAUGUGUAUGAUCUGUUUUACUGAGGCACUUUCAGCAGCUCCUGCAGUUCAGUUGGACUGUAGUCAUGUUUUCCAUCUGCACUGUUGUAGAAGAGUUCUUGAAAAUCAGUGGCUUGGCCCAAGGAUAACUUUUGGCUUUAUGGCAUGCCCUAUAUGCAAGAACAAAAUAAAUCAUCUAGUGUUAAAAGAUCUACUUGAUCCUAUCAAAGACCUCUAUGAAGAUGUAAGGAAGAAGGCUCUAAUGAGACUAGAAUAUGAAGGUUUGCAUAAAAGUGAUGCCAUCACUACUCCAGGUGUCCGUUUUUACAAUGAUCCUGCUGGAUUUGCAAUGAAUAGAUACGCCUACUAUGUCUGCUAUAAGUGUAAAAAGGCUUAUUUUGGUGGUGAAGCAAGAUGUGAUGCUGAAGCAGGGCAAGGCGAUGACUAUGACCCACGGGAAUUGAUCUGUGGUGCUUGCUCAGAUGUCUCUAGAGCACAGAUGUGUCCCAAACAUGGUACAGAUUUCCUGGAGUACAAAUGUCGGUAUUGCUGCUCUGUGGCAGUGUUUUUUUGCUUUGGAACAACACAUUUCUGUAAUGCUUGCCAUGAUGACUUCCAAAGGAUGACAAGUAUCCCUAAAGAAGAACUUCCCCGUUGUCCAGCAGGUCCAAAAGGAAAACAGCUUGAGGGAGCAGAGUGUCCUCUUCAUGUUGUCCACCCAGCCACUGGUGAGGAGUUUGCUUUGGGCUGUGGUGUUUGCAGAAAUGCUCACACAUUCUAAGUAUGCAGCAGUGAUGCUCCUUCGCAUUUUCCAGCCUUUUAAAUAUUUUCAGUUUCUGGACUGAAGUCAGUAACUUGGAAUGGCGCACUAUCAUUUGAAUGAAAGAACAACAUGCUGUGCACAGAAAAGAACUUUAUUCUUGUGCACCUACUUAUUGCUGUAAAUGACUCAAACUUUUCAAAAGGCUUUAAACUUGUGAAGUGUUUGCAUGCUGCAGUUACAAACCUCAGCUGUAAGACAUCACACACCUACACGGUACCUUGACAGAAGCUGCUUUUUCUAAAAGCGAUUGAGAUGUAUGGACAAGGACAGCUUCCAAAUUACAAAAUUGAAGAAUUGCUACAAGUACACAGAGUACGACUUUUGGGUAACCCUGUACAGUAUUCUUGGAAAUUGUAACCACGUCAUGGGUUGAGAGUAUAUUCUUGUUCAUUUGAUAGACUGUUGAGGAUGUUUUAGGGCUUGUUGUCUAUGAAUAUCAUAAUGUAUAUAUGGUAUCAGUGUUAGAUGUAUUACAAAGUUGCUACGUUACACUGCAAUUUUCAUUUAAACUUCAAAGGGUUAUGUUUGAGCCUGAAAUUUUAAUGAAGUGCAAUACUGGGUGUGCCUCCUAUCUUGCAGCUGUACACAUAUGGAAUGUAUAUGUCAAUAAAACCGCUGUACAUUUUUAUACAGUGAGAAUGUUGUGUGAAUGGGAAAUCAUUCAGCCACAUAAUGUGUGUGUGUAUAUAUAGGCUUUGUGAAAUGGGCAAAAAUACCAUUUGAGUUUUAGUAAGGAACAGGAGUUGAAUCAUUAUUUGGAAAGAGUGCUUUGCACAAAUAAUGUGUUCACUUCUGCGAAGCAAGACCAGCAAACCUUUAAUAAUUGCUUUCAUGUUCUGGGGGCAGUAGAAAUUCUCUCUUCUAAAGUAAAUCAGAGCAUAUUUCUUUGCACGGUUGCCUCAAAGCAACCUCCAUCUCUGAUGAGGAAAAAUAUCAGGCUUGAUCUGUUUGUCAUAUAAGUUUCAAAGUUUUUUUUAAGAUUGCAGUGAUUGGAUUUGCCAUGUGUGCUGUAAACUUGCCAUAUACAAGUGGGACUUUUGCUUAGACAAAACAUGUUUAUUAAAGUACUAAACAGUG